AUGGCUCUGAGCGGGGCGGCGGGGAGCCUGCGGCUGCUGCUCGGCUGGGGGCUCCUGCUCUGGGGCGCCACAGUUGGGGCCAGCAAGGUGGAGGUCUCCAUGCUGGAGACAGUGGAGGUGGAGUUGGGCCAGACGGCCAGGAUCCCAUGCAACUUCUCCAUCCCCGAGGAGAGCAACUACGCCUACAUCAACUGGUUCUAUAUCAACAAACGCAACCGGACGAAGAUCUACUACAUGGUCCGCGGCCAGGUCUUUGAGGCGGAGCCAGAGUACAAGGGCCGGGUGGCCAUGGAGGACGACUUUACCCUCACCAUCAGCAGGGUGACCCUGCGGGACGCCAGGACCUUCGUGUGCCAGGUCGGGGCGGGCAGCUUAGGGGUGGGCGAGAACCGGACCAAGCUCCACAUUUACAAAACCCCAGAGCCUCCUGAGAUUCAGGUGAACGACGCGGGCAUCCCAGUGACGAGUAAGGAGAUCCCAAAGAUCGCAGAGUGCGUCAGCAAGAACAGCUUUCCGGCCCCCAACAUCACAUGGUACAAGAACGGGAGCCCCCUGUGGCAGGACGACACACAAGUCAACAUCCUCUCCACCCUCACCAAGGAGUCCAGCGGGCUGUACACGGUGAGCAGCACCCUCUUCGCCCGCGUGAGCCGCGAGGACCGCCAGUCCCGCUUCCACUGCGAGGUCAGCUACCGCCUGCUGGGGGCCGACCAGACUGCCACGUCCGAGAAGGUCAACCUCACCGUGUUCUAUUCCACGGAGAACCUGACUCUGGUGAUACACUCUCCCCAGCCGCAGGUGCGGGAAGGGGACGAGGUGACGCUGCGCUGCGAGGGGGACGGGAACCCCCCGCCCGAGUACAGCCUGCUGAAAGUGCAGGAGGGUGCCCAGCCUGAGGAGAAAGACCUAACCGCCAGCAACGGGGUGCUGACCCUGCGGAAGGUCAAGAAGGAGGACAGCGGCCGGUACCUGUGCCGGACUAUCGACCUCGACUCCAUGAAGAACCUGGAAGACACAGUGGAGCUGUCUGUGAAUUACCUCGAAGGGCUCAAGAUAACCCCCGAGGGGCCCAUCCAGCUGCAGCAGGGAGACGUCUUAGCCCUGACCUGUGACGCCAGAGGCUCUAGGCCCUUGGAGUUCCGGUGGAAGAAGGAAAAGAAGGGGAAACUGCUGGGGCCAGGAAAGCAACUGAAACUGAGCAACGUCACCCUCGAAUCUUCAGGCAACUACAGCUGCGAGGUGGCUGUGACUGGGGUGCCAGGCCUCUCCCGCUCCAAGCAAGUGUACGUCGCUGUUCACGCAAAGCCGCAGAUCAGUUCCAAGGAUUCCCUGGUGCCCGUGCAACUGAACGAGCUGGUGACUCUGAUGUGCAAAGCUGCUGCCCUCCCUGAGCCCAAGAUCACGUGGAGCAUCAAUGGAAAGGUCCAAAACCACACAGACCAUCACCGCGUCAUCAGCAACUUGACCGUCCAGGUCACCCCAGACCUGCUGCAGUCAGGAGUCACCUGCACAGCCACUAACGAGCUUGGCAAUAGCAGUCAUCACAUUACGCUGAAGCUGAGAACGACGACGAUGCCUCCUCCUAUUGGCAACACUACCGCGGAACCCAUCAAGAAAGAGCAAAAGACCCAGGAGAGCAAGGGCGUGAUCAUCGUGGCGGUCAUCGUGUGCAUCCUAGUGAUCGCCGUGCUCGGCGCCGUGCUCUACUUCCUGCACAAGAAAGGCAAGAUCCCCUGCAACCGCACCGGGAAGCAGGACAUCACCAGGCCAGAUGCCCGUAAAGACGAGAUUGUAGUUGAAGUUAAGUCAGAUAAACUUCCCGAAGAGGCGGGGCUUCUGCAGGGUGCCAACGGCGAGAAGAGACCUGCAGGUGACCAGGCAGAGAAAUACAUCGAUCUGAGGAACUAG
Emys orbicularis (European pond turtle) is the source of this 1908-nucleotide messenger RNA. It is a transcript of the gene MCAM, whose product is annotated as melanoma cell adhesion molecule. The record is from RefSeq and is a predicted model, not a curated record. The transcript is spliced from 17 exons. Bases 1 to 1908 code for a protein of 635 amino acids. NCBI's taxonomy places the organism in Eukaryota, Metazoa, Chordata, Testudines, Emydidae. Gene Ontology annotation, cellular component: plasma membrane. Gene Ontology annotation, molecular function: laminin receptor activity.